This is a messenger RNA of Rhipicephalus sanguineus (brown dog tick), 417 nucleotides long. RefSeq lists its product as uncharacterized. Gene Ontology annotation, molecular function: nucleic acid binding. NCBI's taxonomy places the organism in Eukaryota, Metazoa, Arthropoda, Arachnida, Ixodida, Ixodidae. The transcript has a single exon. Bases 1 to 417 code for a protein of 138 amino acids. The record is from RefSeq and is a predicted model, not a curated record.
AUGGUGAAGGCGGAGCUCAUGAAGCUUGUCGACAACGUACACGCAAGCGGGGACCGAUACCAUGUGGACUGCAUCGCUGUGGCUGCUGGUCACCUCGUUGUGCGCCUACCUCCCUACCACUGCCAGCUUAACCCCAUAGAGCUUGUUUGGGGUGACGCGAAGGGCUUCGUAGCAGCGGCAAACAAGACGUUAAAGCUUCAAGACGUUCACACUCUACUAUGGCAAGGAAUUGAGCAAGUAACCGCUGAGAAGUGGAAGAGAUGGGUGGAGCAUGUUAUCGCUCAGGAAGAAGUAAUGAGAAAACUUGACCACUUCAUCGAUGAUGUUGUUGACACUAAUGCAGCUGUCGUAAUCACCCUGGAGGACGAAACAAUGAGCAGUUCAGAUUUAGGUUGUGAUGAGGACCAUGACAUGUGA